This is a messenger RNA of Amyelois transitella, 1444 nucleotides long. Its product is annotated as putative nuclease HARBI1. The transcript is spliced from 4 exons. The coding region runs from base 449 to 1243 and encodes 264 amino acids. NCBI's taxonomy places the organism in Eukaryota, Metazoa, Arthropoda, Insecta, Lepidoptera, Pyralidae. The record is from RefSeq and is a predicted model, not a curated record.
UUAUAGACUGGAGGCUUACCACGACGUCUUAUAGCAGGACCUAAAUUGAACUGCACUGUUUUUUCGUACCAUGACAUCAAUUAUAAGCAGGCCUGCGGCAGGUCUGCUCAGUAAACCGUUCACCAUUUUUUUUGUAUAGAGUUUUCCUACCACAACGGCCACUUUUGACAGCAGGAAUUGUUUCUUGCUCGUCGCAAAUGUCAAAUAAAGCGAUUCUUAAAAAGUUACUGUAGCUUCUUUGGACAUUUUUGGCGUUGUUUUGUAAGAUAUUCACCAAAUGUUCCGUGUUUGUUUCCUAAGGAUUUGUAGGAUAAAGGGCAUUAAAAUACAUGCAAAGCUAUUGUUCAAUAAGAAUUUGAUGAAAUACCUAUGAAUUUUUCAAUAAAGUUAAAUCUACAGAAGAGUAAGUUGUGUAAACAUUAAUAACACCCCUAACAUUAUUGCAAAGAUGUGUGACGAGUAUGAACUGUUUGAGUUUUUGGAAAGUGAUUUCAACGAAUCCAGAAUGGCAAAUAAAAAGAAACGUUUAAGGAACAGAGAAAAUAAUAAUCCUUUUGACUUAGAUGAAAAUGCUUUCAUCAAGGAGUACAGGUUAACCGCAGACUUGGUGCACAAACUUUGUGAAGAGGAGGAGCCAAUAAUGGCAAAAAGCUCUAAAAGAGCAACUGAUUUAAGCAUAGAAACAAAGAUUUGUGAUUCGUAUCAACAAAUUCUAAGUGUUGAUGCGAGUCAUCCAGGGUCAUUUCAUGACUCAUUUAUAUGGAGUCACCAUCCUGUAUGUUACCAUUUGGAAAAUUUAGGGUCUGAAGCAACAUGGCUUUUAGGUGACUCUGGGUACUCACAACGAAGAACGAUGAUGACACCUAUUUUGGAUGCAGAACCAGACACACCGGAAGCAUAUUAUACACAAAAGCAUGUAAAGGCUAGGAAUGUGAUAGAAAGAACUAUAGGUCUUCUCAAAGCACGUUUCCGGUGUCUCUUGUGCCACAGGGACAUGUUGCAUUAUCAACCACAGGUUGCUGGCUUCAUUACAAAUGCUUGUGUAAUAUUGCACAAUAUUUGUAAUGAAAACAACUUGCCUGAAGUAAGGUUGACAGAAGAAGAGCAAGCAAGGGAAGUUGCACAACAACCACCAGUGGAAGCUCUUCAUGAACCAGCUGGGCAACACAACAUUGAGCUUCAACGUGGUAUAUCUACACGGCGGGAUCUUGUGGCACGUCUCUGGGCUUUUCGCCGUACCUGAAAAUCAAAAAAUAGAAUUUUAUUGCAGAUUUGUAUUCAAUAAUAUUUCGUUUUUAAGAGUAAGUUAUAAGUAGCUAUGCAGGUAGUUUAUGAACAAUAAUCUUUUUCAUUUAAUAUUCAUCAAAUUAAUAUAGUUUUUUUAUUGUUAUUAAAUUAAAUUGAAUACCAAUAUUUUAUUAUGUAAAAGCAUAAAAGUACAUAU